CUGACUAUUUAUCACCUGCUACCACCAUCUACUCCAAGACACUAUCGUCUCUAGCUGUGUUAUUGCUGGGACCUUCUGCUCUGCCCGCCUCCUCGGGACACGCUCGGAGACCCAGUGAUGGCCCACGGGCGGCUUCUUCCUGGGCCCCAGGUCUUGGUUUCCUUCGAGGAAGUGGCCGUGCUCCUUUCCCAAGAGGAGUGGGGCCGUCUGGGCCCUUCUCAGAAGGGGCUCUACAGGGAUGUGAUGCUGGAAACCUAUGGGAACCUGGUCUCGCUGGGACUUCAAGGUUCCAAACCUGAUGUCAUCUCCAACCUGGAGCAGGGGGAAGAGCCAUGGGCCCCACACUCACCAAGGAUUGAGGGGAGCUGGAUCUGGAGACGCAGGCAUGCAGGUUAUGUCUCUAGGAAGGAAAAAAAAGAAUUGACUCCAAAGCAGGAAAUUUCUGAAGAAAUGGAAUCCCAGAGAACAAAAUUAGAAGAGCAUGUAAGGAAUAUUUCCAAGGAAUCUGAUUUUGAAGAGAUGACUAAAACUGAGGGAAAGCUAAAGAAUUGCUGGGGGAAAUAUGCAGUGGGGGGACUUAAGAAGGAUUUCCCCCAGAAGAGUAAUUUCAGGCUAGUGACAGUGAAAAACCCCUUGGGGGAAAGAGGUCCGAAAUUCAGUGCAGCUGAGGUAAACUGCGCUGCUGACGCAAGUUCUGUCAGAAACUGCAGGCUGUCUUCAGGGAAAAGUCUCCACCAGAGUGUGUCAUGUGUAGAAAACUUCCAAACAAGUAAGGACCUCACUAACCUCCAGAGUUUCUGUGUAGGAGAACAAGCCUGUCAGGCAGAUGUGUUUAUGAAAGUGCCCGGGCAGAGUUCAGUUUUCAGUGAGAACCAGAGGAUUAACAGUCCAGAAAAAGCCUUUGAAAAGUGUGCUAUGUGUGGAAUAGCUUUUGGUCAGAGCAGAGCUCUCAUUCAGCACCGGAGAAUUCACAGUGGAGAGAAGCCCUGCGGGUGUGAGGAAGGUGGCAUAGCUUCCCAUGCCCGUCCCUACGCCGUGCAGCAUUGUAACACUUACACUGGAGAAAGACCCUGUGAGGCUAACGAAUGUGAGAAAGCUCUUAGCACAUGUCCGUCUUACAUUCAGCAUUGUAAAGUUCACACUGGGGCAAAGCCCCAUGAGUGCAGUCAGUGUGGAAAAGUCUUUAGUCAUAGCUCUAACCUGAUCUAUCAUCAGAGAAUGCAUAGUGCAGAGAAGCCGUACGUGUGUGUGGAAUGUGGUAAAGCCUUCCAGAGACAGUCACACCUCACUCAGCAUAAGAGAACUCAUUCUGGAGAGAAACCCCAUGACUGUGCUGAGUGUGGCAAAGCCUUCAGCGCACGAUUGUCUCUCGUUCAACAUCAGAGAACUCACACAGGAGAAAAACCCUAUGAGUGUAAUGAAUGUGGAAAAUUCUUUAGCCUGAACCGAACCCUUAUUGUUCAUCAGAGAAUCCACACUGGAGAGAAACCCUAUAGGUGUAAUGAAUGUGGAAAAUCCUUCAGUCAGCGCUCACAAGUUAUUCAACAUAAGAGGGUUCACACUGGAGAGAAGCCUUAUAUCUGCAAUGAGUGUGGGAAAUCCUUCAGUGCUCGCCUGUCCCUCGUCCAGCAUCAGAGAAUUCACACUGGAGAGAAACCUUAUGGGUGCAAUGAGUGUGGGAAAACCUUCAGUCAAAAGGGACAUCUUAUUCAGCAUCAGCGAAUUCACACUGGAGAGAAGCCCUAUGAGUGUAAUGAGUGUGGAAAAGCUUUCAGCCAGAGGUUUAAUCUCAUUCACCAUCAAAGGACACACAAUGGCGAGAGGCCCUACGAGUGUAACGAGUGUGACAAAGCCUUCAGUGUUCUCUCCUCCCUUGUCCAGCAUCAGAGAGUGCACAACGGAGAGAAGCCCUACGAGUGCCACAGCUGUGGGAAGGCCUUUAGUCAGGGCUCACAUCUCAUCCAGCACCAGAGGAGUCACACUGGAGAGAAGCCCUACGAGUGUAGUGAGUGUGGGAAAACCUUUGGUCAGGUAUCCACCCUAGUUAAGCAUGAGAGGACACACAAUGGGGAGAAGCCCUAUGAGUGCGGCGACUGUGGGAAAGCUUUCAGCCAGAGCGCACACCUCAUCCGCCAUCGAAGAAUUCACACUGGUGAGAGCCCUUACACGUGUAGUGACUGUGGGAAGGCCUUCAACGUCCGCUCCUCCCUCAUUCAGCAUCUCAGGGUUCACACCGGCGAGAAGCCUUAUAAGUGCAGUGAGUGUGGCAAGGCCUUCAGCCAGCAUUCACAGUUUAUUCAGCAUCAGAGGGUUCAUACUGGAGAGAAACCCUACAGGUGCAGUGAAUGUGAGAAAUCAUUCAGUGCACGCUUGUCCCUUAUCCAACACCAGAGAAUUCACACUGGAGAGAAGCCCUAUAAAUGCACUGAAUGUCAAAAAUCCUUCCGACAAAGCUCUCACCUCAUUCGACAUCAGAGAAUCCACAGUGGAGAGCGACCUUACGUGUGUAGUAGAUGUGGGAAAACUUACAACCAGCGAAUAUCUCUUAUUAGUCAUGAGAAAGUUCACAGACUCCACGGUGGAGAGCAAGCCCAUCGGUGUGACAAGUGUGGGGAGCUCUUUGGCACACAGGCAGCAUUCAUGCAGCACCGGAAGGUUCACAAUGGAGAGUGACUCACUCUGUCUGAUACGUGCUUCACAGUUUUACAGCAGGAGAGUUCUACUGAUAAGAAAGCUCACUUUAUGACUUUCCUUUUGGAAAUUCAGCUCUUAAGGAAUUAAACUAUCUCCCAAUGUGCUGCUCACUGAAGGCAGGCUGCUGAAUCAUGUGGUAAACGUUCCAAGGUAACAUGCCUUCCCUCAGACCCAGAGGAUGGCUCUCUGCUUGAGUGUUUUAAAUGAAUGCAACUUUAUACUUUCCUAGGUCAUGUUUUUAUAGCACCAGACCUUAGUGUACAGUUACGUGUUUCAUUUGGCCCCUGCCUUUCUUUUCUUUCCUCUUCAUCAUCUAUUUCAGCUUCAGGAAAAGUAACUGGGGUCCUUGGACUUUCGAGUGUGAUGGGACUGGGUUGGGGUUUUCUUAUUUGUUUGUUUAUAAGGCUUUUUCAAAAUGUUUUUGUACUAUUGUGAGGGGUAUGAUACCUUUAACUUCAAAGAGGUUGUCCCUUUUCAGCAUCCGGUAAUCCACAGAGGUGAGAAGGCAUAUGAGUAUAAGCAGAGUUUGUUAAGGAAUGAGGUGAGGCUUGUGUGUAGAUUCAAACUG
This is a messenger RNA of Kogia breviceps (pygmy sperm whale), 3262 nucleotides long. It is a transcript of the gene ZNF16, whose product is annotated as zinc finger protein 16. The record is from RefSeq and is a predicted model, not a curated record. Gene Ontology annotation, cellular component: nucleus. Gene Ontology annotation, molecular function: DNA-binding transcription repressor activity, RNA polymerase II-specific; RNA polymerase II cis-regulatory region sequence-specific DNA binding. Lineage: Eukaryota; Metazoa; Chordata; Mammalia; Artiodactyla; Physeteridae. Gene Ontology annotation, biological process: negative regulation of transcription by RNA polymerase II.